Messenger RNA from Acipenser ruthenus (sterlet), 3494 nucleotides. RefSeq names its product serine incorporator 1-like. The transcript has 10 exons. Gene Ontology annotation, cellular component: membrane. Bases 193 to 1560 code for a protein of 455 amino acids. The record is from RefSeq and is a predicted model, not a curated record. NCBI's taxonomy places the organism in Eukaryota, Metazoa, Chordata, Actinopteri, Acipenseriformes, Acipenseridae.
CCUAUCGGUCUGCGUGUUGAACUCACUCGGGCGGAGUUUCUUCCAACUCCGAAAGCUUCCGAUAAUUUUCAGACAGAGCCGAAGGAAGCAGGAAACGGACCCCACAGAAAACACAAACGCAGCAUACGGUUGCUUUGCUCCAGGACUAAUAUCGUCGUUUUAUUUUUGUUUCGGGAGUUUUGAAACUUCGUCAUGGGAGCCUGCCUGGCGCUGUGUUCAGCGGUCAGCUGCGUGUCGUGUCUGUGUGGCUCAGCACCAUGCCUGCUGUGUGGAUGUUGCCCCUCCAGUAAUAACUCCACAGUGACUCGUCUCGUCUUCUCCUUCUUCCUGCUGCUGGGCACCAUCGUCUCUGUCAUCAUGAUCCUGCCUGGCAUGGAGACACAGCUCAAGAAGAUCCCUGGGUUCUGUGUGGGCGGCAGCUCCAUUCCUGGCGUUUCGAACCAUGUGAACUGUGACAUCGUCGUGGGGUACAAGUCUGUGUACCGCAUGUGCUUCGCCAUGGCCUGCUUCUUCUUCCUCUUCUCUCUCAUCAUGAUCCGCGUGCGCAGCAGCAAGGACCCGCGGGCCGGCCUGCAGAACGGGUUCUGGUUCUUCAAGUUCCUGGCUCUGGUUGGCAUCACUGUGGGAGCCUUCUUCAUUCCAGAUGGGACAUUCAACACAGUGUGGUUCUAUUUCGGAGUGGUUGGUGCCUUCAUCUUCAUCAUCAUCCAGCUGAUUCUGCUCAUCGACUUUGCGCACUCCUGGAACCAGGCCUGGGUUCAGAACGCAGAAGAGGGCAGCAAGUGCUGGUAUGCAGGCCUCCUCAUCUGCACCUUCCUGAACUAUGCUGCCUCCUUCGCCGCCCUGGUGUUGUUCUACCUGUACUACACCAAACCGGACGCCUGCCCUGAGAACAAGGCCUUCAUCAGCCUCAACUUCAUCUUCUGUGUGAUUGUCUCCAUCGUCUCCAUCCUCCCGCGAGUGCAGGAAGCCCAGCCUCACUCAGGGCUGCUACAGGCCUCUGUCAUCACUCUCUACACCAUGUAUGUGACCUGGUCCGCCAUGACCAACGAGCCAGAUCAGACCUGUAACCCCAGCCUGCUGGGGCUGAUCUCUAACAGCAGCUCCCUCUCUCCUUCCCCCGCCCCGGGGCAGGUGGUGCAGUGGUGGGAUGCGCAGAGCAUUGUGGGGCUCGUCAUCUUCCUCAUGUGCACCCUGUACGCCAGUAUCCGCUCGUCCAAUCACAGACAGGUGAAUAAGCUGAUGCUGACGGAGGAGGGGUCGGGGCCAGGCGGGGAGUCCUCGGAGGGGUUCCAUGAAGAGGGGCUGCGACGCCCGAUCGACAACGAAGAGGAGGCUGUGACCUACAGCUACUCCUUCUUCCACUUCUGCCUCGUCCUCUCCUCGCUCUACAUCAUGAUGACACUCACCAACUGGUACCAGCCUGACGCUGGGUACCAGGUGAUGACGAGUGCCUGGCCGGCGGUGUGGGUGAAGAUCUCGUCCAGCUGGCUCGGGCUGGCUCUGUACCUCUGGACUCUGGUGGCGCCGCUUGUCCUGCCCGACCGUGACUUCAACUGAGCGCCAGCAGGGGGAGCUGAGGGGGUUAGACACACAGCACUGGUCACAGGACACAUGUGCCAACGGCAUCAUUGGGGUCUCUUUCCCUCUCAGGCAGCGGCACUCUGACCGCUCUCUCUGUUCAUUCACAACCCAACUUCAACCAGGCCCUUAAUUGCUUAAUUGAUCAGCUAGGGAUCCAACAGCUGAACUCAGUUAAACAAGCCUGCUGGCCACUUCAGUCUGCGGUGUUUCUUUAAGGGUAUAUAAGGACCUUUUUAUUUUAUUGUGUUAUUAUUAUUAUUUUAUUAUUUGUUUAUUUAGUAGACGACUUUAUUCAAGGCGACUUAGAAACUAGGGUAUGUAAAUUAUGCAUCAGCUGCAGAGUCACUUACAAUUACGUCUCACCCGAAAGACGGAGCACAAGGAGGUUAAGUGACUUGCUCAGGGUCACACAAUGAGUCAGUGGUUGAGGUGGGAUUUGAACCGGGGACCUCCCAGUUACAAGGCCUUUUCUUUAACCUCUGGACCACACAUCCUCCUAGUGUUGCUACAACUGUUUGCGUAAGGUGUGUGUAUUGUUUUAAAUGUGUUUUUUUUUUGGUUUGUUUAUUCUUACAUUUUGACCACUUCUUUAAACUUUUUAAAUUGCAUUCCCUUCACAUGUGCAUGGACCUCUCAGAACUACAUUUCCCAUCACCCUCCUGCUCACUGGUAAAUCCAUCUCAGUUACAUAUGUGAGCAGGAGGAGGAUGUAAAAUGUAGUUCUGAGAGGUCCAUGCGGGUACAUGGGAAGCCAUCUUGAGGCAGAGAAUGCAAUUUCAAAGUUUAAAAAAAGUGAUCAAAAUGUAAAGAAAAUCUAAACAACACACACCUUACGUAAACAGCUGUAGCAACACAUGGGAACAUGUAACACAAUAAAAUAAAAAGGUCCUUAUGUACCCUUUAAGUUUAAGGAUGCUGCAGAAAGCAAGUUAACAGACCCUGAUCAGCACUAGCCUUGGACUUCCUUUCCUACAGUAACAUUCGCUAGUCCAAGAUUAGUGCUAAUCAGGGCUGUGAAACCAGCAAAGGUGUUGUAUGCAGUGACUGGAAGACUCAGUCACUGGUCCCCUUUUCUUAAACACAGUCUGCAGUAUAACCAGGGCGUCUGAUGAUCAGUGUUUUACCCGACUUUUCUACUCUCUUUAAAAAUUCAACUGAUGCCUGUUAAGCCAUUCGUGUAUCUCAAUCACACUGAGAAACACAUUCAUAGUAAAAUUGAUUUCAUUUAUGUGUUUUUUUAUGUGAAACUAAACAGCUUUUAAAUCAAGUCAAGAAAGUAACCCUUUCUGAAAUAGUGUAUGCAUACACAGAAUAUUUUGGGGUGUCAUUAUUCUAGGAAUGGUUUGAUUUUCAGUAACGUUGCGUAUCCUCUUAUUGCUUCUGCGCAAUGUUACUGUUAUUUGGGAAUACACUGUUUUUGGUUUUGGUUUAUUGAUUUUAAAAAAUGAAAUAAAGAAACCUGUGUUUUUUAAAUGUGAAGGUAAAGUAAGUUUUCAAUGUAGUGUUCCUGUUAUUUUUUUCACCUUGUCUGAUUUACUGUUUUUAUAGGAAAGCCAGUGCUGUAAUGACACGGUAGCCAUGGUAACUCUACGCCUGUUCUUGUUACUCACUGUAUUGUCUUGUAAUCUUAAUUGAGGGUUUGGUUUUUGUUCGAUUUUUAUUAUUAGAGUAAUUCUGAUCGUACCACUUCUUGUGCCUUUUUGUAUGGCUUAAAGGGAAAGCUCUAAUCGCGUUGUUUAAACCCAGUGUAUAAGGUUUGAAUCGUGAUGUGUCUGCUCUGUAUGUUCACUGUAUGAAGAACUACAUUCACUGCUGUCUGCUAAUAGUACCUCACAGUAGAGGGGCUCCACUCAGACUCAGCCUUCUAUAUACUGGCAGUUUGUGUUUUAUAAAUAAACAUGUUCUAUCCA